CAUAGCGACGACGCUACCUGCAGUGCCGGGAGCAGGCGGGGGGGGGGCGGACAAAGGGGGCGCCGCGCGAGCCCGCACCCAGCGGCCCCGGAGGGAAUUGCCAAAAUGCUUUGGAAUUCUUAAACGAUUCAAAAACUGAAGUCUCUGAGGAUACAAAAUCAUAAGAAUACAAGAAGCAGCAAGGAGGAUUCAGUGCCAAUGCAGCAACAAAGAAGACAGCCAGAGUUAGUGGAAGGAAAUCUUCCUGUUUUUGUUUUUCCUACAGAACUUAUAUUUUAUGCAGAUGACCAGUCGACACACAAGCAGGUGUUGACUCUAUAUAACCCCUAUGAGUUUGCCUUAAAAUUCAAAGUUCUUUGUACAACUCCAAACAAAUAUGCGGUGGUUGAUGCAACAGGUGCAGUGAAGCCUCAGUGCUGUGUUGAUAUUGUGAUUCGUCACCGAGAUGUUCGGGCUUCUUACUAUGGUGUGAUAGAUAAAUUCCGACUGCAGGUUUCUGAGCAGAGCCAGAGGAAAGCAUUAGGGAAAAAGGAAAUUAUUGCUACUCUGCUUCCAUCUGCAAAGGAACAACAACAACAAAAGGAAGAGGAGGAAAAACGAAUAAAAGAACACCUGUCUGAAAGUGUCUUUUUUGAGCAGACUUUGUGUCAACCAGAAAACAGAACUGCCUCGUCGGGACCUAGUUUACUAACAGUCUUCCUAGGAAUAGUGUGUAUUGCAGCACUAAUGCUACCUACAUUGGGGGAAAUGGAAUCCCUGGUGCCUCUCUACCUCCAUUUAAGUGUGAAUCAAAAAUUAGUAGCUGCUUAUGUUUUAGGUCUCAUCACCAUGGUUAUUUUGAGAACAUGAGCAGUGAGCUACUAGGAUGUCAAACACCUUACUGUAUAUUCACAUCAUGAAUGUGGACUGCCUUUUACUCCCAUUUGGCUCAUUAAGAUGCUACCAAAACCGUUCAGUGAUUUAAGAUACCUUCAGAAGUGUAAUAUAUUUUAACUAUGUAUAAUAAAUGAAAGACUCAAAGCACUUGUCAGUGCUUCUGUAACAGACAGCUAUGAAAUGUUCAGUGAUACCUGUGAAAAUAAUUUGGAAAACUUUUAUAUCUCUGCCUACUGUAAAAAAAAAUCCCUAUUAAAGCAACAUUUGUUCUUUUUAGUCUAUGUUCACAUCAGUGCGUGAUCACUAUAAAAGCAAAACUGUCUUCUGUAAAACAUUUGUUCAGUUGGUUUGUGGUUGUACAUGCUGAGGCUGGUGCAUAACACCUCUGUAUCCAUCCCAGAAGGGUGGGAGUCGUGACUAAUCAGUGAAGAAAAUGACAAAUUCCCUCAGUGAAACUGAAAUAAACCAUGCUUUUUAGGUGAUGAA
Colius striatus (speckled mousebird) is the source of this 1362-nucleotide messenger RNA. It is a transcript of the gene MOSPD1, whose product is annotated as motile sperm domain containing 1. The coding region runs from base 199 to 849 and encodes 216 amino acids. Gene Ontology annotation, cellular component: cytoplasm. NCBI's taxonomy places the organism in Eukaryota, Metazoa, Chordata, Aves, Coliiformes, Coliidae. The transcript has 6 exons. The record is from RefSeq and is a predicted model, not a curated record.